UUUGAAGCGCGCAGAGCAGCUGGCUUUGUGUUUGUGGACUCCUCCCGUUGUGUGAUGAAGUUCAGAUGCGCGCCGUUGUUCCGUACGCGCGUCACCGCCAGCGCACAGAGGAGCUUUCCCGACGCGAGAGGAGGAUGACAGAGAGAUGUGUGGAUCACGACCGUGGGAGGCUCAGAAUGUGACACUACGCCUCGCCAAUUGACGCCUUUCUUUGUAAUGAACACUAACCCAGCUGCUCUGGAUUCGGAAAUCAAGCAACGUCUUUCGCGUCCGACUCCGAGGUGAGAAGCUGCCCGGAGCUGCGUGGAACGUAAACCUCGGUUCGGUCCCUCACGGUUAUGUUGUAGUUUACCCGGACGAGGCUGUGUGUGUUGUGUGUGUGUGUGUGUCUUGUAGGUUUUUUUUUUUUUUUUUUUUUUUUUUUGGUUUUUGUUUUUGAUCCAGGAAAUGUUGGCAUGGCCGCCUCGGGAGCACAUAAGUGUCCAAAGAGUGAGAAGUUGGACGAGGCGCAGGCUUUGGCCAAGAGCUGCGCAGGAAGACCAGACUUCCUGCCUUGUGAUGGACUCUCCAUCUGCGCUACGCACAGCCACGGGAAGUGUUUCAAGCUGCACUGGUGCUGCCACUUGGGCUGGUGUCACUGCAAAUACGUGUACCAGCCCAUGACCAAUGUGUGCCAGCUGCCUAGUACAACCGUGCCACCUGUCGGCUCAGAGUACAGUAACACCAUCGACCUGUCCGUCUCUCUGGCUGAGCGCUUCCUGAAGCUCGCCCCCUGCUUCCGGUCGCCACCUCACUUGGAGUCGCCCAAAUACUGCGUCAUCGCGGACCUGUUCGUGGACGACUACAUUGUCAAACGCAUCAGCGGGAAGAUGUGCUACGUGCAGCGGCCCCCGCCCCCCUUACCAGAACCUCCUCAUCCUCCCACUCCUCCCCCACCUGCUCCAGCUACACCUCAGAAGCCCCAGAAUCCCGCUCAGCCUCGGCAACCGGUCAAGGCCGCGCUGCCCACCCAGCAAACGCCCGCCCCUGCGCCCGUGCAGCCAGUUCAGCAGGUGUACAGUGAACACAAACACCCCUCCCCUGUGGAUAAGAUAAAAGGCCCCAAAAUGGACCACUGCUCCUCUCCAUCCAGCUCCGAGGACUCCGGCAUCAACGCGCUGGGUCUGCACUACCUGGAGUCCUGCGAGGAGGAGAGCGAGGAAGAGGACGACGACGAGUUGAGCACAGAUGGAAACUCUAGCCCCGGAAGCCUCUGGGAUCAAGACGACUGUUCUGUGCUUUCUCCAUCCAAGUCUAUGAUAGAGAUCAUUGAAAAGAUUGAAACAACUGUGUAACUCACACAACAACGGGGAUCCCAGCUGAGCGGGAGCGUGAUUUGCAGAGCUGAAUCAUAUCAGACAAUUGAGGAUUUAUCUUACAUGAGUAGAAAACAAACCUCCUCACUAAUAGCAGCAGGGCGUUGCCGGGUUGUUUUGAGUUUAAUUUGUUUUCCCGCAGGUGGCCGAGGACUGUACGGUUCACAUUCACACGCAGCCUCUGCUCUGUCCACAUCCCCUGCACGGAGUGAAUUUCUGGAACUUAUUACAAUAAAGGAAAAUAAGGAAGCACAAGAAUAUCAAAACACAUGCAUGGUAGACCAAAUAGACCUCUUGAACAUGGAAACUGUACGGUGAAAAAUCUGAAAAUACAGAAGAAUCUAUAAUAGGUGCACCUCCUUCACAGGAAAGUAGAAAAAGUGAGAUAUUUUUUUCAGAAAUAUCUCUUUAGGUAUACAUUACUGGAGAUAAAUUAUCUGUGAACAAAGGUGAUAUAAAUAGGAUUCAUGAUGAUAAGAGGCAGUUGAGUAAUUCUUAGUUAUCUGGCAAUCGGACUUUAUUCUAAUCCAAUAUUCAAGUGGCAAAUGAGUGUGCCAUUUCUUGUUCUCUGGUCAGUGGCUCCACCCACAUGCGUUAGUGAUCCUGACACUUCAACAUAAUAACCACAAGGCCAGCUACCUCUCCCGUCCAAAAGCACAUCAGCCUUUUUAACCCGUUAAUUACUGAGCUCUGAGCUGCUGGGACAAGCCUGCUUUUAUCAUGUUAAUAAAAAAAGGAAUAAAAGAAAUUGCCGGCCCACUGUCUGUCUGCACAACACGAGCGGCAGUUAAGUAGGUCAGUGUUCGACAAUCAAGGAUUACACAGAAGCACAUUCCUAUAAUGUACCUGCCAGUGAGGACCAAGAAUACUCUUGUACCUUCUAAAACCAUUUAGCAGAGAUUAACACAAUGUUCUGACCACUGUUUUCUGGUCGAGCUGAACCGAACUGCAGCGCUGUUCAAGGUUAAGUGGGGCGUUAAACAAAACAUGACUCAUAUUGACCUCUAUUAGCAGCCAAGAAAUUAAAUAGCAUGGACGUGUCUCUGGCACAGCUACAGUGGCAACAGUAGGAGUCACGUUGUCACAGCAGAGACUAGUAAAACACCCAGCGAAGUGGGAUUAUAUCCAAUAUAUACAUAUAAACUUAUGAAAUAAUAAAGCUGCAUUGUUAUUUGCUUUCUGGGCUUGAGAGUGAAAUGUCUUGUGGCGAGUCUGGGAAAGGUGUUCAGACUAGGUUAGACUUUAUGUCACUGUUAUUUUGUGCUAUGUGGCAGGAAAAUUCACUGAAUGCACCUUUAGAAGAAGAUAACAGUAUGGAAUAGGAUGCUGCAUAGGUGUUUUGAUGUUGUGAUGGACAUGAUGUUAUAAGAAAUACACACAAAUAUGAAAUUAGUGAGAUAGCCCAUUAUUAGUCAGUUAGUUAAAUGAGGCUGGGCUGAGUUUUUGUUUUUUGUUUUUUUAAUCCACAAAAAUCACUAAAAUGUUCACAGGUAUGUAUUGCUACAAUGCUAAAAGCACUAGGUGUUAAAAAAAAGAAAGAAAAAGAAAAAAAAGAAGUCAUUUUGCAUGACUGCAUUCAUUUGCAGAGGUCCCUCAUGUCAAAAAUCUGUUUAACAAAUUUGUGAUUCAGAGUGUUCAAUAAGCACAAAUUCUGUAUCUGUUCAAAUUCAAAUAAAAUGUUUUUUAUUCAGGACAGCCCCUGACUGUACACUGAACACAGUCCCUCUUAAUAGAGUUUAAAAUAUGUCUUUUCUUCUUAUUACUGUUAUAUUAUUUUCAUAUGAAUAAAUAUUAAUGAAACUCA
Messenger RNA from Lates calcarifer (barramundi perch), 3159 nucleotides. RefSeq names its product UPF0524 protein C3orf70 homolog B. The record is from RefSeq and is a predicted model, not a curated record. NCBI's taxonomy places the organism in Eukaryota, Metazoa, Chordata, Actinopteri, Centropomidae. The coding region runs from base 456 to 1334 and encodes 292 amino acids. The transcript has 2 exons.